UGCCAACCCAACCAUAAUAUUUCUUCCUAUCUCUGCCAUCUUCUUCCUCGGCCUCACUUCUUCCAAUCCCAAUCCAAUCCGAUUCCGAUUCCGAUUCAACAUGUUAGGGUUUUCAAUGUUCCAGAUUUUCCCUUCCUUUUCUUCAAUCACCACUGCACACGCAACGUGAUUCCACCGCCUUCGCCACUCUCACCUCUCACACACACACACACCAACCAACUGAUCGCAUUUCUCCCCUACGCCCGAUUCCCGCCUGUCCCCUCUUCUUCGGGUACAGGAGUAAAGGCAGAAAGCUCAUAAGAUCUUCAAAAGAUUUCCCAUUCAAGGGGUAGUGUUGCAAUGUUGGCUUCUAAUGAAAUGAUGAAAUUCAAAUCUUACCAGAAUCGGGCUAAUUUAUUUGUGAAGGAAUAUUUGUUAGCAGACCCUCUGAUUCCAUACACUUCUAUUAUCGGUGGCGUUUUUGCUUGCAAGAUGGUCUAUGAUCUGACUCAGCUGUUUAGCACUGUUCACUUUAAGAGCUAUUCCAGUCUCACUAGAAUCCAACGCGUUGAGUGGAAUAAUCGUUCUAUGUCAACAAUUCAUGCUAUUUUCGUAACAACUAUGUCAUUAUACUUCGUGUUUUGCUCCAAUCUAUUUUCUGACGACGAGUUUUCUGAACUUGUUACAUUACGAAGCUCUUCAUUGUCUACAUUUGCUCUGGGGGUAUCUGUCGGUUACUUCAUCGCUGACCUUGGGAUGAUAUUUUGGUUUUUUCCUUCUCUUGGUGGAUAUGAGUAUGUGAUUCAUCAUUUGCUUUCUUUAGUAGCAGUAGCCUAUUCAAUGUUGAGUGGAGAGGGUCAGCUAUACACAUACAUGGUCCUGAUCUCUGAGACAACAACUCCUGGGAUAAAUUUGAGAUGGUAUCUUGAUGCAGCUGGAAUGAAGAAGUCGAAAGCUUAUAUCAUCAAUGGAGUUGUAAUAUUCAUUGCUUGGAUGGUUGCCAGAAUACUUUUGUUCGUAUACAUGUUUUACCAUGUCUACUUGCACUUCGAUCAGGUUGAGCAGAUGCAGUCGUUUGGACAAGUGUUAGUUAUUGUUGUGCCGCUGGUGCUAUCAAUUAUGAACUUGGUUUGGUUUUCAAAAAUCAUCAAAGGAUUGAGAAAGACUUUGGCAAAGAGACAGUGAAUGUUUGUACUUAGUGAUAUUUUAGGAAAAUGAAUACAUGUCAAUGAUGUGUAGUGAAAGAUGUAAGAGAACAGAAACAGUUGAAAGUGUUUGGGUCCCCUGUGAUCCGAACUUGUAUAAAUAUAAUCAUUCUGCCUUUUUUUCCCAA
Molecule: messenger RNA, 1312 nt
Organism: Vigna angularis (adzuki bean)
Lineage: Eukaryota; Viridiplantae; Streptophyta; Magnoliopsida; Fabales; Fabaceae
Exons: 9
Coding region: 340-1164 (274 amino acids)
Biological process (GO): lipid homeostasis
Cellular component (GO): endoplasmic reticulum; membrane
Source: RefSeq, a predicted model, not a curated record